AUGAGUCGCGAUAAGGUCUUGACCGCAGCAGCGGUCGAGCGAAUGAUCGCCGACGACCAGACUAUUGUCAUCUACGAAGAUUCGAUUCUCAAGCUCGAUGGUUGGAUGGACAGACAUCCUGGUGGACGAUUGGCGGUUCUGCACAUGGUUGGCCGCGAUGCAACAGACGAAAUGAAAGCUUACCACUCCGAAUCGACACUACGAACAAUGAAGGCCUAUCGGAUCGGCCGGAAGCAGGGUCCUUGGACGAACCGCACACCACCAAUUAGAGGCGGUGUCUUUCGCAAGGACGCCCCCGAGGAGAUCGAAGUCGCGGAUUCCUCUGCUUCAGACACAGAAGAGAGUCUCAGCAGUAGCAGCAUCCUCGACGAUGCUGCCAGCUCUGCAUCUUCAGCGACCGAUGAAGUUGUGGUCGAAGAUGCGACCAAGACCGAGGGCUUGAGACAUCGCUCUGCUACCAUCAAGAGCGAGAACAACGGAAAGAGAGCCGCCAUUCUGCGAGUUGCAAACGCUGGCGUCGCGCGUGAAAUUCAGAGUGAUUUGGAAACAUAUCCCUGCCCAGCGGAUGUUAAGAUCCAGACCGAUAUUCGACACAAGUACCAGCUUCUCCACGACAGAAUUCGUGACGAGGGCUUGUACCAAUGUCCUUACAUCGACUACGGCAAGGAGAUGGCUCGAUACACUACCUUAUUCACCCUCUUUGGUGUCUUGUUCUAUAACCAGUGGUACAUCACCUCUGCUGUGUUCUUGGGUCUGUUCUGGCAUCAAAUCAUGUUUACGGCGCACGAUGCCGGUCAUCUUGCGAUUACCUCCAACUUCGUUUUCGAUACUCUUGUCGGCAUGUUCAUUGCCGAUUUCUGCUGUGGUCUUUCAAUCGGCUGGUGGAAGAGCAGUCACAAUGUUCACCACCUUGUGACAAACGCACCUGAGCACGACCCCGAUAUCCAGAACGUCCCUCUCUUCGCCACCUGCCCAUCCUUCUUCAAGUCCCUCAGCUCAACCUACUACAACGGCUUCGUCUUUUACUGGGAUGCCGCCGCGGACUUCCUCGUUCCCUACCAGAAGUACACCUACUACCCUGUUAUGGGCAUCGCUCGCUUCAACCUCUACCUCCUCUCCUGGCUUCACGUCCUCUCCUCAAAGUCCUCCCAGCUUGGAAAGUCGCGCGCUUGGUGGAUUCGACCUACCGAGAUCUCCUUCAUGGCGUGCUACUGGUUCCUCUUCGGCUACUGCCUCCUCUGGCGCGGACUCCCUGACUGGACCACCCGUGUUAUCUUCGUCCUGGUCUCCCACAUCAUCACCAUGCCUCUGCACGUCCAGAUCACCCUUUCCCACUGGGGCAUGUCGACUGUUGAUCUCGGCGAGGAGGAAUCUUUUGCGCAGCGUCAGCUUCGAACAACUAUGGAUGUGGACUGCCCUGCCUGGUUGGACUUCAUCCACGGAGGUCUUCAAUUCCAGGCCGUUCACCAUCUUUUCCCUCGUGUGCCUCGACACAACCUUCGCAAGGUGCAGUUCAUGCUCCGCGAAUUCUGCGCCGACACGGGUAUUCCUUACUCUAUCCUCAACUUCACCGACGGAAACCGAAAGGUUCUGGGCCGUCUGCAGGAUGUGAGCGAUCAGCUUGAUGUCAUGAUCAAGUGCCAGCAGCACAUGGCGAGAACGGGAGAGAGCGGUUUGCACUAA
Fusarium coffeatum is the source of this 1683-nucleotide messenger RNA. RefSeq lists its product as uncharacterized. Gene Ontology annotation, biological process: lipid metabolic process. The transcript has 2 exons. The record is from RefSeq and is a predicted model, not a curated record. Lineage: Eukaryota; Fungi; Ascomycota; Sordariomycetes; Hypocreales; Nectriaceae. The coding region runs from base 1 to 1683 and encodes 560 amino acids. Gene Ontology annotation, molecular function: oxidoreductase activity, acting on paired donors, with oxidation of a pair of donors resulting in the reduction of molecular oxygen to two molecules of water. Gene Ontology annotation, cellular component: membrane.